UAUACUUUACAGACGUAAUCUUCCAAUUAUAAAUAGAAGAAGAAGACGCUUUGGAGGCACGGGGAAUUAUUUCCAAUUUCCCUGUGUGUGGGCCAUGUGUUGGUGUCGAGGGACUGCUCUUGUUCAAAAAUGGCAAUGACUCUACAUACAGAUUUGGGGGAUUUAAAGAUCGAAUUGUUUUGUGAACGUGCCCCGAAGGCAUGCGAGAAUUUCUUGGCUUUAUCUGCUGGUGGAUUCUACGAUGGAUGCAUUUUUCACCGAAACAUCAAAGGCUUCAUGGUACAGACUGGGGACCCCACAGGAACUGGAAAGGGUGGAACAAGUAUUUGGGGGCGAAAAUUUGAAGAUGAGUUCAGCGAACACCUGAAGCAUAAUGUCCGUGGUGUGGUCGCCAUGGCAAACAAUGGCCCAAACACAAAUGCAUCACAGUUCUACUUCGUCUAUGCCAAGCAGCCUCACUUGGACAUGAAGUACACCGUCUUUGGAAAGAUUAUUGAUGGUUUGGAAACCCUUGAUGAAUUAGAGAAACUCCCAAUCAAUGAGAAGACUUUCCGACCCUUAAAUGAUGUCCGUAUAAAGGAUGUGACUCUCCAUGCAAACCCGUUUGCUGGUUAAUGACGUCUUUCCCAAACCUGGAGAUAAUUGUCUUUUAUUUUGUUUUAUAGAAAUGCAUUUUGUAAGGUUUGUUUGUCUUUAUAAAAAUAAUAAUUCAAAAAAUUAAAAUAAUUUUACAGAAAAACGUGUAA
This is a messenger RNA of Sardina pilchardus (European sardine), 746 nucleotides long. It is a transcript of the gene ppil3, whose product is annotated as peptidylprolyl isomerase (cyclophilin)-like 3. Gene Ontology annotation, biological process: protein peptidyl-prolyl isomerization; protein folding. The coding region runs from base 130 to 615 and encodes 161 amino acids. Lineage: Eukaryota; Metazoa; Chordata; Actinopteri; Clupeiformes; Clupeidae. Gene Ontology annotation, molecular function: peptidyl-prolyl cis-trans isomerase activity. Gene Ontology annotation, cellular component: catalytic step 2 spliceosome. The transcript has 6 exons. The record is from RefSeq and is a predicted model, not a curated record.